This is a messenger RNA of Dendrobium catenatum, 1767 nucleotides long. Its product is annotated as hippocampus abundant transcript 1 protein. The transcript is spliced from 13 exons. Gene Ontology annotation, molecular function: transmembrane transporter activity. Gene Ontology annotation, biological process: transmembrane transport. NCBI's taxonomy places the organism in Eukaryota, Viridiplantae, Streptophyta, Magnoliopsida, Asparagales, Orchidaceae. Bases 123 to 1451 code for a protein of 442 amino acids. The record is from RefSeq and is a predicted model, not a curated record.
AAUGUUUUACUUUGUCCCAACAGUACUCAUGCUAUUGCCUAUAUAUAUUAAACAUCUAACUGUUCGAUCUAUUGCCUAGACAGAGAGAGAGAGAGAAGUAGAUCGAAGAGAGAGAGAGAGAGAUGGAGGAUUUUAAAGGGCUUUGGCACUUGCUCGUCUGUGCCUUUCUCUUUUACUUCGCAAACUGCAUCGUGAUUCCGUCUAUCACAGACGUCACCAUGGAAGCGCUUUGCCCCAGCGAAGACCGGUGCUCACUCGCCAUUUAUCUCACUGGUUUAACGCAGGCUAUCACUGGCUUGGGAACUUUCUUAGUGACACCUGUGAUUGGAAAUCUAUCAGACAAGUACGGUCGGAAGUCCAUGCUCACUCUUCCUAUGACAGUGUGUAUCAUCCCCUUAGUUAUAUUGGCAUUUGGUCGAGGAAGGCCCUUCGUUUAUGCCUACUACGGCAUUAAGAUGCUUACUGGAAUGUUUUGUGAUGGCACCAUGCUAUGCCUCACCCAUGCUUAUGUGGCUGACAAAACAUGCGAGCGGCGACGGAUCUCGGCGUUCGGUGUACUCUCCGGCAUCUGCACCGCUGGAUUCGUAUCAGCAACCCUAACCGCUCGCUUCGUACCGACCUUCCUCACCUUCAAGAUCUCUGCUGCCGUGGCCAUUUCAGCAAUGCUGUACCUGAGAUUCUUCCUUGCUGAAACGGAUGGAGGAGCUUCUCUCGCCGACGAAUCCUGCCGUCCCCUCUGCUCUCCUUCCCCGCUCUCGGAUUCUGAAUCACCUGCAAAGCUGCCGAUCCUUGGGAAGGUCUCAUCGCUGUUGGAUAUGGUUAGCCUUUUCAGAAGUAGCUUGAUACUGUCACGAGCAGCUGUUGUUGCAUUUAUUGAUAGCUUUGGUUCAAGUGGUUUACAGGCUUCUAUACUGUACUUCUUAAAAGCACAGUUCCGAUUCAGCAAAGACCAGUUUGCUGACCUAAUGCUCAUUAGCGGGGUUGCUGGGGCUAUUUCACAGCUGCUUCUUAUGCCUACCUUAGCACCUGCUAUUGGAGAAGAAAUACUUCUUAGUGUUGGUCUCUUCGCAAGUUUUGCAAAUGUUUUACUCACCAGUAUUGCAUGGUCAUCCUGGGUUCCAUAUUUUGCUUCAACCUUUGUGGUUUUGAGUGUGUUCCUUCACCCAUGUCUAAGAACCAUCGUGUCAAAAAGGGUUGGGCCUAAUGACCAGGGCUUGGCACAAGGGGGUAUCACAGGAAUAAGCUCAAUUGCUAACAUAAUAUCUCCCAUGCUUUUUACUCCCCUGACAGCUUUGUUCCUCUCGGAAAAUGCUCCAUUUGACUUCAAGGGAUUCAGCCUUAUGUGCUGUGGAUUUGCUCAUCUUACAGCUUUCUUCCUAAGUGCUACCAUGAUUUCUGCUAUUCGAUCAUCGAAACAGAAUUUUAGCAAUGGCGAAACUACAGCAGUAUAGCUUUAAAAGAAAUUGGAAAAUCGCUAUUGGCACAAAUCUUGUUCUAUACUACCACCCUUGUAUAGAAGAUGAAAGGCCUGCUCAACUAAGAAGUUUUUCAAGUUCUAGUUUUAGAAACCAGAAGGCACUAUGAGAACAGGUCAACUUUCAUGAAUCUAAUUUUCAUACUGUGAAUCCUGUGGGUAAGCAGUGGUUGUCUGUGUUAAGCUUGUUAUUUUUUAGUUUUGAGGUAUGUUAAAUAAUUAUAUUGAGACGAAUUUUAGUGUAAUAGUUGGAAUUUUAUUAAAUAAUAAUAGCUGCUUCAUUUUUUUUUUUC